UCACUCACAUCGCAUAAAGGCAUUUCAGUUGUGCGUUUUAAAUUUAGGUUCCCUGGCAUCUGCGCAUGCGCCAGAACAUGUUCCGAAGGAGUGUGUCGUAUGUGAAGCAUAUGGCACAUUUAUUUAAUUGCAAGUAUUUGUGAUCUCUGGGGGACACUAUGCACCAACUUUCUUCAAAGUAAUACUUCAGCUGCGGCUCCCCUUCCAUGCAAAGAUGUGCAUCGCCGGGAUGAUGGUGAUAUUUACAGUCCAGAGAUGAAAAGACUAAGGCUUAUGUGAAGAUGUCGAUGGCACUUGCAAAAACAUGGGGUUUCAGACUGUUGCCGGUGGUGCUGUUCGUCAUCUCCUACUACUACUAUUCAUACUUUGUCUUCCAGGGUGCGGGAGUGACGGCAAAGUCUGUGGCUCUCAGCGUCAACCCAUGUGGAAGCAGCCGUUUGUCAAAGAAAUGGGUAGGACUUGACUUCAACAUCACCCGCAAUAGCACACUGUUUUUGAAACUGGAAGAUUACUUUUGGCAUGAAAGAUCAUCGCCUCUGUCGUUACCCUACGGCAUGAAGGGCAGUGAGUUCCUACUCCUUAAGGUCUUAGCAGUAACUGCCAGUUAUGAAAUGCCAGAGAGCAUCAGCAAGCUGGACUGCAGGACCUGCAUUGUUGUCGGUAAUGGAUACACGAUCAAAAACAGCUCAUUUGGAUCUAUUAUAGACACGUAUGAUGUUGUAAUCAGAUUGAACGACGCCCCCGUCAGGGGGUACGAGGCCGACGUGGGCAGUAAGACAACGCUGCGUCUCUUCUACCCCGAGUCGGCCUCCCACGAACCCGCCCUUCACAAUAACCCCGAUACCCUGAUGGUACUUGUUCCUUUCAAGCAGAACGACUUGCGAUGGCUCAAGGAGAUCCUCUACGACGAGAAGAGGGUGAGGAAAGGCUUCUGGAAGCCCCCCCCCCAGAUAUGGCAAGGCAAAAGCAGCCAUAUUCGCAUCCUGGAUCCUUACUUCUUAAAGGAGACAGCAAGCAAGCUGCUGAAGAUCCCCCUCCUGCCAAAGUGGAGUCAGAGAUCCAUCCACCCCACGACAGGGAUACUAGCUAUAUAUAUGGCGUUGAGCUACUGCGAUGUCGUUCACAUAACAGGCUUUGGGUAUCCCCUCUCCAAGAACCAGAAGCACCCAAUACACUACUACGGAUCGGACACAAUGACAGCCAUGAAGAAUUCCUACCACGAUCUGUCUCAUGAAGCCCAGGCACUAAAGAGGCUGGAGAAAUCUGGUGCUAUACAGUAUCUGCAGCCUCGCCCUUGACCACCCUGUGUCUACAUUCUGUAGCCUUUGUCUGGUACUCACGUCUGACUUUAUCAGACUGCAGAAGAUCAAAGAACCUACGUGGGAUUGUGGAGCUUGGAAAGCACUGCGAUGAGCCUCGUGUUCUGGUCAACAAAUCGUCCGAAGGAACAUUUCUGCAAUCGGACGCUUGCUUUCUUUUGAAUGAACGCCAAAGUCACAGUUCCAACUGUGGUCACCAGGGGGCAUUGUUAGGGAGGCCUACUCCAUUUGGAGUUGCUGUAAUACUGCACAGAAAGUCAGAGAAGGUGGGAAAAAAAAUAUUAAAUACAGCAAUGUUUGGGAAUAUAACAUCCAGAUGAUUUUAAAUGUGCUACUCGUGAUCAACAAAAUUGCUGUAAUUGUUUAAACACACAAUGCACUUAAGCUUUGAAUAUGAAUAAUAUUUUGCUUGAAUUUACUCAGUUCAGCACAGCAAUAAUAUAAAAUUGAUCAUGCAAUAUUUUUAUCAGAAGGAAGUACAAUGUCGAAAUCAUUGGCCUUAUGCUAGUUAAGGGUAUUACAGUUUAAAAAUUACACUUUGAAGUUACACUGAUUUUGGACAAUGUAUCUGGGGGCUGUGAAUUAUGAGACUGUGCAAUUUGUUCCUCCCAUAAGGUUAAACUAUAAUAGAAUUUAAUAAACAAGAAUGGCAGAAAUGUU
This is a messenger RNA of Paramormyrops kingsleyae, 1979 nucleotides long. RefSeq names its product CMP-N-acetylneuraminate-beta-galactosamide-alpha-2,3-sialyltransferase 4-like. Gene Ontology annotation, molecular function: sialyltransferase activity. Gene Ontology annotation, biological process: glycolipid biosynthetic process. NCBI's taxonomy places the organism in Eukaryota, Metazoa, Chordata, Actinopteri, Osteoglossiformes, Mormyridae. The record is from RefSeq and is a predicted model, not a curated record.